Molecule: messenger RNA, 631 nt
Organism: Anopheles maculipalpis
Lineage: Eukaryota; Metazoa; Arthropoda; Insecta; Diptera; Culicidae
Exons: 2
Coding region: 5-631 (208 amino acids)
Source: RefSeq, a predicted model, not a curated record
CAGGAUGGAAUACUCCAGCUUUGUAAGAGGCUUCCGGAAGAAAUCGUUCCACAGUUGCACCUGCCCACCGGACACCGAGUACGCCAAGGAGUUUGAAGAGCAAAUGCAAGCGCUAGUCAUCAACUACGACAUUGACGACAAGAAGGUAGAGGAACAGCAGCAUCAGUACGUCCAGAGUCCCAGCACAAGCACUCCUCUAGCAUCCGGCAGUGGGUUGAAGUGGAAAAAUAGAAGGAAAGCAAGCUGCACUACACUGUUUGACGAAACGGAGCGGCUGGAAGUGCCGAAAAAGAAGAUGGCUGUGAAUAUGGACCAAAGUACCGACGGUCAGGAGGACCAUCAGGGAUCGUACGAUUCGAGCGAAGGCAUUUCGAUGCGUUUCGAUUCGUCCAGCUCGAACGAUGAUGCGAUAUGGAAUGAAUUCGUAGGCCGGAACUCGAACGGAUCCAGUGAAAUAAAGAUGGAGCAGCAACACGACAACAAUAACACAUUCUCAUCCGAUGCCAUGCAAGGCGAAGACUCGUUGCUUGAACCGUUAGCCGAUGGUUUUUGUUCCGAGGAGAUGACAAUGUUUGCAACCAAAAUAAUUUGUAUUCCUGCGAAACGGACGCAUGAUGAGGCUAAUAGUUAG